Messenger RNA from Helobdella robusta, 558 nucleotides. RefSeq lists its product as hypothetical. Gene Ontology annotation, biological process: regulation of ribosome biogenesis. The coding region runs from base 1 to 558 and encodes 185 amino acids. NCBI's taxonomy places the organism in Eukaryota, Metazoa, Annelida, Clitellata, Rhynchobdellida, Glossiphoniidae. The transcript is spliced from 5 exons. The record is from RefSeq and is a predicted model, not a curated record. Gene Ontology annotation, molecular function: telomerase inhibitor activity; nucleic acid binding. Gene Ontology annotation, cellular component: nucleolus.
AUGCUGGCUGAAAGAAAAGUUAAACAGAAACUGUCGAUCAACCCCCAGGGUCUUUCAUGGGCCAAAGAUGAAUCGAAAUUUGGUCAGAAGCUGAUGGAGAAGAUGGGCUGGUCGAAAGGAAAAGGUCUGGGGGCCAAGGAAAGUGGAAAUGUCGAUUUCGUGAAAGUCUCCUUGAAAAUAGACAAGAAAGGUGUUGGUUGCAGUCACCAAUCAGCCAAUAACUGGAUAGCUCACCAAGAUGAUUUCACUUCCAUACUAGCCAAUUUAGGAAAUAAUAAUAAUAACAACAACAAUGCUGCUGCUGCUGAUGAUGAUGAUGAUGAUACCAAUAAUAAUAAUAGUAAUAAUAAACAGAGCUUGGUUGAUUUGGAAGAAAAGUCUAAAAGAUCAUCUAGCAGACUGCAUUACCAAAAAUUCGUAAGAAGUAAAAAUCUCGCAACAAAGGAGCAAAAAGAUCUAGACUGUAUUUUCGGCAGACGAGACUCGAAUGGUUACAUCAUCAAGUCGGCCAGUACAAAUGAAUUAGGGAAAUUAGGCAUUGAGGUUUUAAAAUUUUAG